This is a messenger RNA of Auanema sp. JU1783, 1362 nucleotides long. Lineage: Eukaryota; Metazoa; Nematoda; Chromadorea; Rhabditida; Rhabditidae. The record is from the annotation of a GenBank genome assembly.
AUGGAAACGUAUGAAGGCAACGUCAUCUAUCAUGCUAAUGACAUAUUCUAUAACAAUAAAACUUCGUCGUCUUCUCCACAAAGAAUAAAUUAUUAUUUAAGUGAUAGUGGAGUAUCAUCACUUGGAAGUCCAACUCUUCCGAAAAACGUCUGUCCAACUGUUUGCUCAGUUUGUGGGGGCAAAGCCACUGGAUAUCAUUAUGAAGUGCCCUCAUGCAAUGGUUGUAAAACGUUCUUCCGGCGAACAGUCUUGUCUCAGAAAAAAUAUUCUUGCCAAAAAGGGGGAAAAUGCUUUGAAAUCCCUCCAAUAGAGAAAAGAUGUUCAUGUAAAGCGUGCCGAUUCCAGAAAUGCGUUGAAGUUGGAAUGAAUGCUUUGGCAAUCCAAUUAACAAAUACAAAUAAUGAUCUCGUAGUGGAGUUAUCCAAGAAAAGGAAACCCAUUGAGGAGGAAAAGAGUGAAAUCGCACUUACAAUUACUCCAGCAUUUCUACCUCUUAGAGAUGAAACUGAGCGAUUGAUAUCAGAACUAAUGUAUUUAGAAAUUACCACUGAAAAGUUCAGGGCUUGUAAGUUUAAUCCAAAAUCAUGUGAUAUACCUUCUUUGAAUGAAAUAGUCACAGAUGGAUGUAAAUUAUAUUUGGCUGAUCGAUUAGGGCCAAUGCCUAACUGGCCAUUAGAUAAAUCCGCAUGUAUGCCAAAAUUUGAUGAAAAUGGAAAAAUAAUUCAUGAACAUACUCCUGAGAUGAAAAACUGGUUUAUAUAUGAUUUACUUACAUCUGUAGAAUAUGCAAAAACAUUUUCAUUUUUCCAUAAAUUAUCGGAAAAUGACAGAGUUAAUCUGCUCAAAUCAUCAGCUUUAUUAUGCUUUAAUUUGGCCCAAGCAUUCUAUUCAUAUUCUCAAAAAUCAAAUGAUCUUAUACAUCCGGAUGGAACGACUCUAAGACGGUUUCAUAAUCAUCCUCCCCCUUGGAAAGAGGAGCAUCAUUGUUUGCGAGAAACAUUCGCAUCGAUUGAAUUCAUAAAGAAACGUAUGAUAAGCAUGUUAUUUGAAAAAGAUUAUACGAAAACCGAAUAUGUUUUAUUGAAAAAAAUUAUUUUAUGUAAUCCGAUGAGCGACUUAUCAGAACAAGGAAGAGAAUUAGUACAAGAGGAGCGAUUACGGACAAACAAGACAUUGCUCAACCAUUGUUUGGCCACUUUUGGAUCAACGGGCACUGGGCGAUAUGCUGCUAACUUGGCAAUGAUUAACGCUCUUGAAUCUAACACCCAAGUAAUGAAAGAUAUUCAUGUGACGAUCAAGCUUGUUCGGAAACACCCCGAAGGCUCCAGAUAUGUUCCUUUAUUGGACGAAAUUAUGCAAUAA